Molecule: messenger RNA, 699 nt
Organism: Acanthosepion pharaonis
Lineage: Eukaryota; Metazoa; Mollusca; Cephalopoda; Sepiida; Sepiidae
Source: the annotation of a GenBank genome assembly
AUGUGCAAUCCUGUAUUUCUUUCUUUCUUUCUUUCUUUCUUUCUUUUUUUUUUCUUUCUUUCUUUCUUUCUUGCUUUCUUUCUUUCUUUCUUUGUCGUCACUCCUUUAUUUGCUUUUUAUAGUUUUCUUUCUUUUUUUCUCUUUUUCUUUUCUUCUUCCUAUCUUUUUACUUUCUUUCUUUCUUUCUUUCUUUUACUUUCUUUUAUAAUUAUAUUUAUUUUAAUUCGCUUCUUUCUUUCUUUCUUUCUUUUUUCCUUCCUUCCUUCCUUCGUUCUUUCUUUCUUUUCUUUUCUUUCUUUCUCCCCUUCCUUUGCUUUACCCCUACACAAUCCAUUCCGACAAUCUACACUGCUAAUAAAUUACUUUUUCCCUCUCUCUAUAUGUCUUCCUAUUUUUCUUAAACUCUCUCCCCCUUUUGUUGCUCACUUGCUCACAGCCUCCUUGUUUGUAAAAGAAUAUAAAGGCAAUUUGGCAUCAGAUGAGCCAAAUUCAACCGCAAAUCAUAGACUUCUUAAUUCUGCUCACUUUCUUCAUUUUAUUUCUAGCGAAUCAACGCAAGAAUUUGUAUCAGUGGAACAACUAAUUAGAAUUGAACACUAUCUAUCUAUCUAUCUAUCUAUCUAUCUAUCUAUCUAUCUAUCUAUCUAUUUCAGUACAUUCAUUAUCUAUCUAUCUAUCUAUCUAUACACGAACAUAUAA